Globicephala melas (long-finned pilot whale) is the source of this 8772-nucleotide messenger RNA. RefSeq names its product GTP binding protein 8 (gene GTPBP8). Gene Ontology annotation, cellular component: mitochondrion. The record is from RefSeq and is a predicted model, not a curated record. NCBI's taxonomy places the organism in Eukaryota, Metazoa, Chordata, Mammalia, Artiodactyla, Delphinidae. Gene Ontology annotation, molecular function: GTP binding.
CCCGAGGCGGGGCUUCUAGGAGAGGAAAAUGGCAGCACGCCGGCUGUGGUUUGACGUGGGCUGGCUGUUUGCGAUGGGGGCAGAGCUGGGGAGCGGAAGACGAGCUUACUGCACGUCCCAGGCCUUCACGGAGGUUCUACGGCUGCCAAGCAAGCAGCUGACGAAGCUCGUGUUCCCACUGCAAGAACUCGAGCGGCAUUUCGUCCCGGGCUCGAGGCCCGACCUUCACCUGAAAAUCUUCAACCCAAGCCUGGAUGACAUCGCGAGGGCGGAGAGCGUCUUCACGGCUUCCUCGCGGAACCGCAUCGAGUACCUCAGCUCCGCCGUGCGUCUCGACCACGCCCCGGACCUCCGCCGCCCGGAGGUGUGUUUUAUAGGCAGAAGCAAUGUUGGAAAAUCGUCUCUAAUAAAGGCUUUAUUUUCACUUGCCCCAGAGGUUGAAGUUAGAGUCUCCAAAAAACCGGGCCACACAAAGAAAAUGAAUUUUUUCAAAGUUGGAAAAUAUUUUACAUUGGUGGACAUGCCAGGUUAUGGCUAUAGAGCACCUGAAGAUUUUGUUGACAUGGUAGAAACCUAUCUAAAAGAACGAAAGAAUUUGAUGAGAACAUUUUUGUUAGUGGAUAGUGUUGUUGGAAUUCAGAAAACAGACAACAUUGCCAUAGAAAUGUGUGAAGAAUUUGCAUUACCUUAUGUGAUGGUAUUGACAAAAAUUGACAAAUCUUCCAAGGGACAUCUUUUAAAACAAGUCCUUCAGAUCCAGAAAUUUGUUGACACUAAAACACAAGGAUGUUUUCCUCAGUUGUUUCCUGUAAGUGCUGUGACCUAUUCUGGAAUCCAUCUCUUGAGAUGCUUUAUAGCAAAUAUAACAGGAAAUCUGGAGACUAAUGGCUUCCAGUUUAGCUGAAGAUUCAAAAUUGUCUAUGCCAACUGAAGUUAAAGACUUAGAAUUUCAACAUUGUUUUAAAUGUUGUGUAUCUGUAACUUGCAGGAUCACUUCAGCUUUAAAACCUGCAUAUUCCCAAAGCAAGAAUGAAUUUGUGCCUGCAGCGGGGGAAAGGUUUAUACAUGAUUGAAUUAUGCUGUUCAUUAGAAGAGAUACCAGCCAUUUUUCCUGUUUUAACAAACUGACAAACAAGAGCAUAUAGAGGUCCAUAAAAUGCAAGUCUAUUGCCUACUGUGUAGACAAGGUUUGCCAUAUUAUUUAUUGGGUUUUUGUCUUUUAAAGGAAUGUCUAUUAUGUAUAUUUUAUUAAAAUAUUACAAUGGACUAGGUAAAAAAGGGGCUACUUUUCUGCUAAGCACUAAUAGAUAGGUUGAAGACAAAUUCUUAUAUGUAUGGCUAUAACUUAUCUUUUUUUAGAGACCUUAUUUGAAUAUAAAAAAAAUUAUUCUUCAUAAAAUUUGAGUCAGUCCAUACUGGAAGUACCAGUUAUUUCAGGCUGGGGUCAGUCACCUUCACAGGGUUCAGAAUCAGAAGACCAGAAUUCAAGUUCCAGUUCUAAUAUUUAUUACAUGUUGGACAUUGGGCAAAUUACUUGAGUUCUCUGAACUUCUUUUGUAACUCUUACCUCAAAAGCUAUGAAGAUUAAAAUGUGAAAAGGACAUCUGCAUAUUCUAAGUAUUUGUAAAGCAAAACUAACUCAAGUAUAUAGCAAAAUUCACAGGUAGAUUUAUCACAGAAAACAUCCUGUCAUAGAGGAAGUAACAUUUUAUCUAAUGAAAGACCAAAAAGAAGUUUUAGGUGAGAAGGUGAUUUGCAAAGGACAAGAGAAAAAAGUUGAUUGGACAGUUUAUAAUUGGUUCAUUAAGAUGCACAAUGGAGGAAGGGAGGAAGAUGGCGGAAGAGUAAGACGCGGAGAUCACCUUCCUCCCCACAGAUACAUCAGAAAUACGUCUACACGUGGAACUGCUCCUAUAGAACACCCACUGAAUGCUGGCAGAAGACCUCAGACCUCCCAAAAGGCAAGAGACUCGCCAUGUACCUGGGUAGGGCAAAAGAAAAAACAGAAACAAAAGAAUAGGGACGGGACCUGCACCAGUGGGAGGGAGCUGUGAAGCAGGAAAGGUUUCCACACACUAGGAAGCCCCUUCAUGGGGGGAGACUGCGGGUGGCGGAGGGGGGAAGCUUCGGAGCCGCAGAGGAGAGCGCAGCAACAGGGGUGUGGAGGGCAAAGCGCAGAGAUUCCCGCACAGAGGAUUGGUGCCGACCGGCACUCACCAGCCCAAGAGGCUUGUCUGCUCACCCACUGGGGCAGGCGGGGGCUGGGAGCUGGGGCUUCGGCUGCAGCCACCAAAAAGCCUGUGUGCAAGCACAGGUCACUAUCCACACCUCCCCUCCUGGGAGCCUGUGCAGCCCGCCACUGCCAGAGUCCCGUGAUCCAGGGACAGCUUCCCUGGGAGAACACACGGGGCGCAUCAGGCUGGUGCAACGUCACGCCGGCCUCUGCCACCACACGCUCACCCCGCAUCCAUACCCCUUCCUCCCCCCUGUCCUGAGUGAGCUGGAGCCGCCAAUUCAGCUGCUCCUUUAACCCCAUCCUGUCUGAGCGAAGAACAGACGCCCUCAGGUGACCUACAUGCAGAGGUGGGUCCAAAUCCAAAGCUGAGCCCCGGGAGCUGUGCGAACAAAGAAGAGAAAGGGAAAUUUCUCCCAGCAGCCUUAGAAGCAGUGGAUUAAAGCUCCACAAUCAACUUGAUGUACCCUGCAUCUGUGGAAUGCCUGAACAGACAACGAAUCAUCCCAAAUUGAGGAGGUGGACUUUGGGAGCAAGAUAUAUUAUUUUUUCCCCUUUUCUUCUUUUUGUGAGUGUGUAUGUGUAUGCUUCUGUGUGAGACUUAGUCUGUAUAGCUUUGCUUUCACCAUUUGUCCUAGGGUCCUGUCUGUCUGUAGUUUUUUGUUUCUUACUUUAAAAAUUUUUUUUAUUAAUAAUUAUUUUUUAUUUUAUUUUUUCUUACUUUCUUUUAUUUUAUCCCCUCCCUCCCUCCCUCCCUCCCUCCCUUCCUUUCUUUUUUCUCCCUUUUAUUCUGAGCUGUGUGGAUGAAAGGCUCUUGGUGCUCCAGCCAGGCAUCAGGGUGGGACAGCCAACUUCAGGAUACUGGUCCACAAGAGACCUCUCAGCUUCACGUAAUACCAAAUGGUGAAAAUCUCCCAGAGAUCUCCAUCUCAACACCAACAACCAGCUUCACUCAACGACCAGCAAGCUACAGUGCUGGGCACCCUAUGCCAAACAACUAGCAAAAUAGGAACACAGUCCCAUCCAUUAGCAGAGAGGCUGCCUAAAAUCACAAUAAAGCCACAGACGCCCAAAAACACACCACCAGACGUGGACCUGCCCACCAGAAAGACAAGAUCCAGCCUCAUCCACCAGAACACAGGCACUAGUCCCCUCCACCAGGAAGCCUACACAACCCACUGAACCAACCAUAGCCACUGGUGACAGACACCAAAAACAACGGGAACUACGAACCUACAGCCAGUGAAAAGGAGACCCCAAACACAGUAAGAUAAGCAAAAUGAUAAGACAGAAAAAAACACAGCAGAUGAAGGAGCAAGGUAAAAACACACCAGACCUAACAAAUGAAGAGGAAAUAGGCAGUCUACCUGAAAAAGAAUUCACAAUAAUGAUAGUAAAGAUGAUCCAAAAUCUUGGAAAUAGAAUAGAGAAAACACAAGAAACAUUUAACAAGAACCUAGAAUAACUAAAGAGGAAACAAGCAAGGAUGAACAACACAAUAAGUGAAAUUAAAAAUACUCUAGAAGGGAUCAAUAGCAGAAUAACUGAGGCAGAAGAACGGAUAAGUGACCUGGAAGAUAAAAUAGUGGAAAUAACUACUGCAGAGCAGAAUAAAGAAAAAAGAAUGAAAACAACUGCGGACAGUCUCAGAGACCUCUGGGCCAAUAUUAAAUGCACCAACAUUUGAAUUAUGCGGGUCCCAGAAAAAGAAGAGAAAAAGAAAGGGACUGAGAAAACAUUAGAACAGACUAUAGUUGAAAACUUCUCUAAUAUGGGAAAGGAAAUAGCUAAUCAAGUCCUGGAAGCACAGAGAGUCCCAUACAGGAUAAAUCCAAGGAUAAAGAUGCCAAGACACAUAUUAAUCAAACUAUCAAAAAUUAAAUAUUUAUGAAAACAUUAAAAUCAGCAAGGGAAAAACAACAAAUAACACACAAGGGAAUCCCCAUAAGGUUAACAGCUGAUCUUUCAGCAGAAACUCUGCAAGCCAGAAGGCAGUGGCAGGACAUAUUUAAAGUGAUGAAGGAGAAGAACCUACAACCAAGAUUACCCAGCAAGGAUCUCAUUCAGAUUUGAUGGAGAAAUUAAAACCUUUACAGACAAGCAAAAGCUGAGAGAGUUCAGCACCACCAAACCAGCUUUACAACAAAUGCUAAAGGAACUUCUCUAGGCAGGAAACACAAGAGAAGGAAAAGACCUACAAUGACAAACCCAAAACAUUUAAGAAAAUGGGAAUAGGAACAUACAUAUCGAUAAUUACCUUAAAUGUAAAUGGACUAAAUGCUCCCACCAAAAGACACAGACUGGCUGAAUGGAUACAAAAACAAGACCCAUAUAUAUGCUGUCUAUAAGAGACCCACUUCAGACCUAGGGACACAUACAGACUGAAAGUAAGGGGAUGGACAAAGAUAUUCCAUGCAAAUGGAAACUGAAAGAAAGCUGGAGUAGCAAUUCUCAUAUCAGACAAAAUAGACUUUAAAAUAAAGACUAUUAGAAGAGAUAAAGAAGGACACUACAUAAUGAUCAAGGGAUCGAUCCAACAAGAAGAUAUAACAAUUGUAAAUAUUUAUGCACCCAACAUAGGAGCACCACAAUACAUAAGGAAAAUACUAACAGCCAUAAAAGGGGAAAUCGACAGUAACACAGUCAUAGUAGGGGACUUUAACACCCCACUUUCACCAAUGGACAGAUCAUCCAAAAUGUAAAUAAAUAAGGAAACACAAGCUUUAAAUGAUACAUUAAACAAGAUGGGGGACUUCCCUGGUGGCGCAGUGCUUGGGAGUCCGCCUGCUGAUGCAGGGGACAUGGGUUCAUGCCCCGGUCCAGGAGGAUCCCCCAUGCCGCGGAGCGGCUGGGCCUGUGAGCCAUGGCCGCUGAGCCUGUGCGUCCAGAGCCUGUGCUCUGCAACGGGAGAGGCCACCACAGUGAGAGGCCCGCGUACAGCAAAAAAAAAAACCCCAAAAAACAAAAACAAAAACAAACCAAGAUGGACUUAAUUGAUAUUUAUAGGACAUUCCACCCAAAAACAACAAUACACAUUUUUCUCAAGUGCUCAUGGAACAUUCUCCAGGAUAGAUCAUAUCUUAGGGCACAAAUCAAGCCUUGGUAAAUUUAAGAAAAUUGAAAUCGUAUAAAGUAUCUUUUCCAACCACAACGCUAUGAGACUAGAUAUCAAUUACAGGAAAAGAUCUGUAAAAAUACAAACACAUGGAGGCUAAACAAUACACUACUUAAUAACCAAGUGAUCACUGAAGAAAUCAAAGGGGAAAUAAAAAAAUACCUAGAAACAAAUGACAAUGGAGACAUGACAACCCAAAACCUAUGAGAUGCAGCAAAAGCAGUGCUAAGAGGGAAGUUUACAGCAAUAGAAUCCUAUCUUAAGAAACAGGAAACAUCUCAAAUAAACAACCUAACCUUGCACCUAAAGCAAUUAGAGAAAGAAGAACAAAAAAACCCCGAAGUUAGUAGAAGGAAAGAAAUCAUAAAGAUCAGACCAGAAAUAAAUGAAAAAGAAAUGAAGGAAACGAUAGCAAAGAUCAUAAAACUAAAAGCUGGUUCUUUGAGAAGAUAAAAUGGAUAAACCAUUAGCCAGACUCAUCAAGAAAAAAAGGGAGAAGACUCAAAUCAAUAGAAUUAGAAAUGAAAAAGACACUGCAGAAAUACAAAGGAUCUGACACUGCAGAAAUACAAAGGAUCAUGAGCGAUUACUACAAGCAACUCUAUGCCAAUAAAAUGGAUCAUGAGAGAUUACUACAUGAGAGAUUACUACAAGCAACUCUAUGCCAAUAAAAUGGACAACCUGGAAGAAAUGGACAAAUUCUUAGAAAUGCACAACCUGCCGAGACUGAACCAGGAAGAAAUAGAAAAUAUGAACAGACCAAUCAGGCACUGAAUUGAAACUGUGAUUAAAAAUCUUGCAACAAACAAAAGCCCAGGACCAGAUAGCUUCACAGGCGAAUUCUAUCAAACAUUUAGAGAAGAGCUAACACCUAUCCUUCUCAAACUCUUCUAAAAUAUAGCAGAGGGAGGAACACUCCCAAACUCAUUCUAUGAGGCCACCAUCACCCUGAUACCGAAACCAGACAAAGAUGUCACAAAGAAAGAAAACUACAGGCCAAUAUCCCUGAUGAACAUAGAUGCAAAAAUCCUCAACAAAAUACUAGCAAACAUAAUCCAACAGCACAUUAAAAGGAUCAUACACCAUGAUCAAGUGGGGUUUGUUCCAGGAGUGCAAGGAUUCUUCAAUAUACGCAAAUCAGUCAACAUGAUACACCAUAUUAACAAAUUGAAGGAGAAAAACCAUAUGAUCAUCUCAAUAGAUGCUGAGAAAGCUUUCAGCAAAAUUCAACACCCAUUUAUGAUUAAAACCCUGCAGAAAGUAGGCAUAGAGGGAACUUUCCUCAACAUAAUAAAGGCCAUAUAUGACAAACCCACAGCCAACAUCGUCCUCAAUGGUGAAAAACAAACCAUUUCCACUAAGAUCAGGAACAAGACAAGGUUGUCCACUCUCACCACUCUUAUUCAACAUAGUUUUGGAAGUUUUAGCGACAGCAAUCAGAGAAAAAAAAGAAAUGAAUCCAAAUCAGAAAAGCAGAAGUAAAGCUGUCACUGUUUGCAGAUGACAUGAUACUAUACCUAGAGAAUCGUAAAGAUGCUACCAGAAAGCUACUAGAGCUAAUCAAUGAAUUUGGUAAAGUAGUAGGAUACAAAAUUAAUGCACAGAAAUCUCUUGCAUUCCCAUACACUAAUGAUGAGAAAUCUGAAAGUGAAGUUAAGAAAAUGCUCUCCUUUACCAUUGCAACAAAAAGAAUAAAAUUUCUAGGAAUAAACCUACCUAAGGAACAAAAGACCUGUAUGCAGAAAAUUAUAAGACACUGAUGAAAGAAAUUAAAGAUUAUACAAACAGGUGGAGAGAUAUACCAUGUUCUUGGAUUGGAAGAAUCACAUUGUGAAAAUGACUCUACUACCCAAAGCAAUCUACAGAUUCAAUGCAAUCCCUAUCAAACUACCACUGGCAUUUUUCUCAGAACGAGAACAAAAAAUUUCACAAUUUGUAUGGAAACACAAAAGACCCCGAAUAGCCAAAGCAAUCUUGAGAACAAAAAACGGAGCUGGAGGAAUCAGGCUCCCUGACUUCAGACUAUACUACAAAGCUACAGUAAUCAAGAUAGUUUAGUACUGGCAGAAAAACAGAAAUAUAGAUCAAUGGAACAGGAUAGAAAGCCGAGAGAUAAACCCACGCACAUAUGGUCACCUUAUCUUUGAUAAAGGAGGCAAGAAUAUACAGUGGAGAAAGGACAGCCUCUUCAGUAAGUGGUGCUGGGAAAACUGGACAGGUACAUGUAAAAGUAUGAAAUUAGAACACUCCCUGACACCAUACACAGAAAUAAACUCAAAAUGGAUUAUACACCUAAAUGUAAGGGCAGACAGUAUCAAACUCUUAAGGAAAACAUAGGCAGAACACUAUGACAUAAUUCACAGCAAGAUCCUUUUUGACCCACCUCCUAGAGAAAUGGAAAUAAAAAUAAACAAUGGGACCUAAUGAAACUUCAAAGCUUUUGCACAGCAAGGGAAACCAUAAACAAGACGAAAAGACAACCCUCAGAAUGGGAGAAGAUAUUUGCAAAUGAAGCAACUGACAAAGGAUUAAUCUCCAAAAUUUACAAGCAGCUCAUGCUGCUCAACAACAACAACAAAAAACCCAAACCAAAAAUGGGCAGAAGACCUAAAUAGACAUUUCUCCAAAGAAGAUAUACAGAUUGCCAAGAAACACAUGAAAGAAUGCUCAACAUCAUUAAUCAUUAGAGAAAUGCAAAUCAAAACUACAAUGAGAUAUCAUCUCACACCCAUCAGAAUGGCCAUCAUCAAAAAAUCUAGAAACAAUAAAUGCUGGAGAGAGUGUGGAGAAAAUGGAACACUCUUGCACUGUUGGUGGGAAUGUAAAUUUGAUACAGCCACUGUGGAGAACAGUAUGGAGGUUCCUUAAAAAACUAAAAUUAGAACUACCAUACAACCCAGCAAUCCCACUACUGGGCAUAUGCCCUGAAAAAACCAUAAUUCAAAAAGAGUCAUGUACCAAAAUGUUCAUUGCAGCUCUAUUUACAAUAGCCAGGACAUGGAAGCAACCUAAGUCUCCAUCAUCGGAUGAAUGGAUAAAGAAGAUGUGGCACAUAUAUACAAUGGAAUAUUACUCAGCCAUAAAAAGAAACAAAAUUGAGUUAUUUGUAGUGAGGUGGAUGGACCUAGAGUCUGUCACACAGAGUGAAGUAAGAAAGAGAAAGACAAAUACCGUACGCUAACACAUAUAUAUGGAAUCUAAAAAAAAAAAAAAAAAAGGUCAUGAAGAACCUAGGCGCAAGACGGGAAUAAAGACACAGACCUACAAGAGAAUGGACUUGAGGAUACGGGGAGGGGGAAGGGUAAUCUGGCACAGAGUGGGAGAGUUGCAUGGACAUAUAUACACUACCAAACAUAAAAUAGAUAGCUAGUGGGAAGCAGCCGCAUAGCACAGGGAGAUCAGCUCGGUGCUUUCUGACCACCUA